UCUCUCUUUCUCUUUCUCUUUCUUUUUUUCUUCUCCCUCUCCCCCCCAAAAAAAUAGUGUCUUGUUGAUCAUAAGGGGGUUGCUUGGUUGCAUCAAAUGAUUUGAAAAGAGAGUCAAAUCAAAUCAAAAGAAGUUUUAUCUAUCUAUCUUUCUAUCAAUCUAUCUCAUGUUUUGAUCUAUUCACAGUUGCAAGUGGAAGGAAGAGAGUGAUAGAAUUCCAAACAUAGAUCAUAUAUAUAUAUAAGAGAGAUGAGAUAAAGAAAGCACGUGUACAACACUUCAAUUUACAUCACAAUCUGCAGAGUGAAGUAACAAAAAAAAUUUGAUGGCAACAUAUUUUCAUAAUAAUUCAGAAAUCCAAGGUGGUUCUGACGGCCUUCAAACACUCAUUUUCAUGAACCCAUCAGGUUACAUCAAUUACUCCGACGCGCCGCAACCGCCGCCACACGCCGGUAACCUUGUUUUUCUCAAUUCAGCCGCCAAUCACCCCGGCAACACUUCCCUCCACCACCAACAACAACAGAGUCUAUCUCACGCGCCACCACAGUUUGUCGGGGUCCCGCUCUCGGCAGAACAACAAUCAGUACAUGCCCAUCAUGACGUUUCCGCUUUGCAUGGCUUCCCACCGCGCAUGCAGUACAACAUGUGGAACCCCGCCGACCCUAAUUCAGCGGCGCGUGAAGCCACACGCGCUACUCAGGGACUGUCAUUAAGCUUACAUGCUCAAGGGUCGGGCGAGGACACGCGUGUUCCCGUUGGUGGGUCGGGUUCCUCUGCUUCGAACGGUGUUUCGGGGAUACAGAGUGUGUUAUUGAGUUCUAAGUAUUUGAAAGCUACACAAGAGUUACUUGAUGAAGUUGUUAAUGUUAAUGGUGGGAUUAAGGUUGAAAAUGUUAAGAAGAGUUUUGAGAAAAAUAAGGUUGUUGGAGAAUCUUCAACUGCGGUUAGUGGAGAAGGUGGUUCUGUUGGUGGUGAUGGAAAUGGAAAACGUAGCACUGAGUUAUCAACUACAGAGAGACAAGAAAUUCAGAUGAAGAAAGCUAAGUUAAUUAACAUGCUUGAUGAGGUGGAACAAAGAUACAGACAAUAUCACAACCAAAUGCAGAUGGUGAUUUCCUCAUUUGAACAAGUUGCAGGAAUUGGUUCAGCAAGAACCUACACUGCCCUAGCACUACAAACAAUCUCCAAGCAAUUUCGAUGUUUAAAAGAUGCAAUUACCGGCCAAAUUAGAGCUGCAAAUAAAAGCUUAGGAGAAGAUGAUAGCUUUGGUGGCAAAAUUGAAGGGUCCAGGCUCAAAUAUGUUGAUCAUCAUUUAAGACAACAAAGAGCUAUUCAACAAUUGGGAAUGAUUCAUCAUAAUGCUUGGAGACCUCAAAGAGGAUUGCCCGAAAGAUCUGUUUCUGUUCUUCGUGCUUGGCUUUUCGAACAUUUUCUCCAUCCUUAUCCCAAGGAUUCAGACAAACACAUGCUUGCAAAGCAAACAGGACUUACUAGGAGCCAGGUUUCAAAUUGGUUCAUAAAUGCUCGAGUUCGUCUUUGGAAACCAAUGGUGGAAGAAAUGUACAUGGAAGAGAUGAAGGAUCAAGAGCUGAAUGGUUCCGAGGACAACAAAUCAAGCAAAAAUACCGAUGAAGAUCCUUCGAUGAAAACACCAACUCCACAAGAAAGAGUUCCAACCUCGGAAACAGAAUCCAAAAGUUUCAAUUCCAAACAAGACAUUCCUAUGGUUUCAGUUUCAACACCAUCAACUUCACCUAUUGGUGUGAAUGUUAGAAACAAUUCAGGAUUCAGCUUCACAGAACUUGAUGGAAUAACACAAGCAAGUCCGAAGCGAACAAGGAACCACGAAAUUCUUCAAUCACCAAAUCAUGUGAAGUCCAAUGAAACAACAGCUAAUAAUGAACAAAUUUCAAUGAAAUUUGGUGAUGAUAGACAAAGUAGAGAUGGUUAUUGUUUCAUGGGAAACCAAACUAAUUUCAUUGCUGGUUUCGGUCAAUAUCCAAUGGAGGAAAUCGGAAGAUUUGAUGCGGAACAAUUUGCACCAAGGUUUUCAGGUAAUAAUAAUGGUGUUUCACUCACUCUUGGUUUGCCUCAUUGUGACACAUUAUCAGGAACACAUCAAAGUUUUAUGCCAAACCAAAACAUUCAACUAGGAAGAAGAUUGGACAUUAGUGAAACUAAUGAGUUUGGUGACUCUUCAGCUGCAUUUGAGAGUAUCAACAUGCAGAAUCCAAAGAGGUUUGCCGCACAAUUGUUGCCGGAUUUUGUGGCAUAAAUAAGACAUUGAAGGGAAAUAGAUGAUACAAUUGGGGAAACGGAGUCUCUGCGAUGAUUGCGUCUCGCAAUUUUUAAUCUUGACUGUUCGAUCUAAAUCAAUGACGGAGAGAUUAUAAUCUGAACUGUCUGAUCUCAAAUCAAUAGUCGAUAUCAUUUCCAACAUGUAAAUGUGCGCUUCUCUUACUGCAGGGAAUCUGGAUCCAUAGCAAUGAUUGUGUUUCUCUCUUGAGUUCUUGAAAUAUAUGUUUUUACUUUGGGGAGUAGUGAAGUAUUGUAGUGUAUAAAGAAAGAAGGAAUUGGAUUAUUCUAGUAUAGGUGUAUACCCUGCAUAGAACCAUUUGAGUUCUUAGAUAGCAUAGGGAUUUGAAAGUAUAUGGUUGAGGUUGUAUAUUAUUUUUGUAAGUUUUGAAGAUGGGAUGGAUAGAUGGGUUUAUAUCAUAAAGUUUCAAUUGGUAAAGAUGACAAUAUAUCUUCGAUUGAGAAUAUAUGUUUUAUGGUUUGUUGUUGCAUAUA
Molecule: messenger RNA, 2790 nt
Organism: Medicago truncatula (barrel medic)
Lineage: Eukaryota; Viridiplantae; Streptophyta; Magnoliopsida; Fabales; Fabaceae
Product: BEL1-like homeodomain protein 1
Exons: 7
Coding region: 326-2275 (649 amino acids)
Biological process (GO): regulation of DNA-templated transcription
Molecular function (GO): DNA binding
Source: RefSeq, a predicted model, not a curated record